Gregarina niphandrodes is the source of this 1122-nucleotide messenger RNA. RefSeq names its product RNA recognition motif protein. Gene Ontology annotation, biological process: mRNA splicing, via spliceosome. The annotation marks the transcript as partial. Gene Ontology annotation, molecular function: U1 snRNA binding; mRNA binding. NCBI's taxonomy places the organism in Eukaryota, Apicomplexa, Conoidasida, Eugregarinorida, Gregarinidae. Gene Ontology annotation, cellular component: precatalytic spliceosome; U2-type prespliceosome; U1 snRNP. The record is from RefSeq and is a predicted model, not a curated record. The transcript has a single exon.
CCACCUUCGUUUGUUUCGCCUGCGGAGCGCAGGCAGACGUUGCAGGAGGAGCGUCGGCGCGAACACGCGGAGCAGUUGGAACGGCGGCGUGUGUUGUACGAGCCGUCUUUAGACCCGUCUAAGCAGAAGACGGCGGAUGCGAAAAAAACGUUGUUUGUGGGUCGAUUGAGUUACGAGACGACGGAGAAGAAAUUACUAAAAACAUUCGAAGCAUAUGGGCCGGUAAGAGAUAUCCGAGUGGUAGCGGACCUGGAGGGGAAGCCUCGAGGAUACGCAUUUGUUGAGUUUAAAAAUGAAGAAGGAAUGUGGAACGCUUAUAAAAAUGCAAAUCAGAAAGUAAUUGAUGGACGGGCGGUACUGGUGGAUACCGAAAAGGCUCGCGUCGUUUCAGGCUGGCUCCCACGACGUCUUGGUGGUGGUGAAGGACCACCCCGCAAAGGCGUCAAGGUUACUCGCGCCGCCGACCACCGAACCGAAUAUGCACCCGUGGGUCGCGGCGGAAGGGGACGAGGUCGCGGUGGUGGUCUCGCCCCUCGUGGAAGCACUCGUGGACGCGGCUUCCAUCGCGGCGGAAUACCCGGCCGUGGCGGUUCGGAGUACCGCGGCCGUGGGGCCGGCAUCGGUGCACGUCGCACCACCGGACCGUACGACCGUAGUAGCUACGACGGCGAAGGCCGGCGUACCGCUGGCUUCGGCGCAGCCACUGGCCGCAGCUCCUACGGGGAAGGGCGCAGCUCCUACGGAGAAGGACGCAGCUCCUACGGAGAAGGACGCAGCUCCUACGGAGAAGCACGUAACUACGGCGGCGAGGGACGUAACUACGGCGGCGAAGGACGCAGCUCCUACGGAGAAGGACGAACCUACGGCGAGAAGACCACCUAUGACAAAGGCUCAUAUGACAAGGGCUCGUAUGAGAAAGGCCCGGGCGCCCACGACCGAGGCCAUGGACACUAUGACAGCAGAACCUCACACGACCGGAGCGGCUACAAGUCCACCUUCCCCCCCGAGAAAUCCAUGCCUUACGCAACAGGUGGGUCCUAUGAAAAGGGACAAUAUGAGCCGCGAUCGUCCCACGACCGAACCUAUGACGCUCCUUGGUCGUCAGGCAAGUACUCCGGAUAA